UGGACUUGUGUGAGGUCCUGAGCCCGCCCACCCGCCCCCAGCCUCACUACGCUCAGACAUAUUUAAGAACCCCUCGGACCCUCACCCCUUUGUCCCAGUGGAAACUCCAGUCUUCUGAUUACAACUUGUGGGUAAGCCCAGAACAGAUAAAUCAUGUGUGACGACGACGAGACCACCGCCUUGGUAUGUGACAACGGCUCUGGCUUGGUCAAGGCUGGGUUUGCUGGUGAUGACGCCCCUCGUGCUGUCUUCCCAUCCAUUGUUGGACGCCCCCGUCACCAGGGAGUGAUGGUGGGCAUGGGCCAGAAGGACAGCUACGUUGGAGACGAGGCUCAGAGCAAGAGGGGUAUCCUGACUCUGAAGUAUCCCAUCGAGCACGGCAUCAUCACCAACUGGGACGACAUGGAGAAGAUCUGGCACCACACCUUCUACAACGAGCUCCGCGUGGCCCCAGAGGAGCACCCAACCCUGCUGACCGAGGCCCCCCUCAACCCCAAAGCCAACAGAGAGAAGAUGACCCAGAUCAUGUUUGAGACCUUCAACGUUCCUGCCAUGUAUGUGGCCAUUCAAGCCGUGCUGUCUCUGUACGCCUCCGGCCGUACCACCGGUAUUGUGCUGGACUCUGGAGACGGUGUGACCCACAACGUGCCCAUCUAUGAGGGCUACGCUCUGCCCCACGCCAUCAUGCGUCUGGAUCUGGCCGGCCGAGACCUGACUGACUACCUGAUGAAGAUCCUGACCGAGCGCGGCUACUCCUUCGUCACGACAGCUGAGCGUGAAAUUGUCCGUGACAUCAAGGAGAAGUUGUGCUAUGUGGCCCUGGACUUUGAGAACGAGAUGGCCACGGCUGCCUCCUCCUCCUCCCUGGAGAAGAGCUACGAGCUGCCCGACGGUCAGGUCAUCACCAUCGGCAACGAGCGUUUCCGCUGCCCCGAGACGCUGUUCCAGCCUUCCUUCAUCGGUAUGGAGUCUGCUGGUAUCCACGAAACUGCGUACAACAGCAUCAUGAAGUGCGACAUUGAUAUUCGUAAGGACUUGUACGCCAACAACGUCCUGUCUGGUGGCACCACCAUGUACCCUGGUAUCGCUGACCGUAUGCAGAAGGAGAUCACCGCCCUGGCCCCAAGCACCAUGAAGAUCAAGAUCAUCGCUCCCCCUGAGAGGAAAUAUUCCGUCUGGAUCGGCGGCUCCAUCCUGGCCUCCCUGUCCACCUUCCAGCAGAUGUGGAUCAGCAAGCAGGAGUACGACGAGGCUGGUCCCUCCAUCGUCCACAGAAAGUGCUUCUAAAUCGCCAACCUGCCACAAAACGCCAACACCUUCCGCUAAAACUUUCCCUUCAUUUCUAUAUUUCUACUGUUCCUUUUGCUGUAUAUACAUGUUCUGUUGUAAUAAUAAAUAGUUGCUUUUUGACAGUAAACUUAA
Molecule: messenger RNA, 1422 nt
Organism: Cololabis saira (Pacific saury)
Lineage: Eukaryota; Metazoa; Chordata; Actinopteri; Beloniformes; Belonidae
Gene: actc1a
Product: actin alpha cardiac muscle 1a
Exons: 8
Coding region: 154-1287 (377 amino acids)
Source: RefSeq, a predicted model, not a curated record